Messenger RNA from Chelonia mydas (Green sea turtle), 1391 nucleotides. Its product is annotated as immunoglobulin superfamily member 1-like. Lineage: Eukaryota; Metazoa; Chordata; Testudines; Cheloniidae. The record is from RefSeq and is a predicted model, not a curated record. The coding region runs from base 146 to 1042 and encodes 298 amino acids. The transcript is spliced from 9 exons.
GAAAGGGGACAAGCACAUCACGGGCUUCCUGGGGCUGCAGCCCCCGGCGCAGUUCCUCAUUCUCCUCGCACUCGGGCCUCAGGCUCAGUGGAGCUCAGCACUGGGGUGUUGGUGGCAGCACUGAGGGGCCCCCCACUGCCCCAUCAUGGCGUCUGCUCCCACCGUCCUCUUUCUUGGCUGCUGGCUGGCUGGUCACAGCGGGGUGUGGGGAGAGCCCAGCUACCCCAAACCCAACAUCUCCCUGAGCCCCAGCGGAGGGGUCUCCCUGGGGGGAGCCGUGUCCGUCUGGUGUCGGGGGCAGCACUGGGGCAUGCGGUUCGUGCUGAAUAAAGAGGGACGCCAUUUCCCACCUGUGGCUUCGAGCGGGUUUGAGGCUGUGUUUCCCAUCAGCAACGUGAGCCGGGAGGACCGGGGGAACUACAGCUGCUCCUAUCAGAACAGAUCGGGGUCAGCCGCCGCAUCGCCCCCCAGCGACCCCGUGGAGCUGGUGGUGAGAGAUCCCAGCUUACCCAGACCCUCCAUCUCUCUGAGCCCCACUGGAGUCACAGCCCCAGGGGCAGAUGUCACCAUCCGGUGUCAGGGGCAGCGCCAGGACGUGAGGUUCUUCCUGCACAAGGCUGGAGACCUGAACCCGCCGCGACACAUGGACCCUGCUGGGGACGGGGCCGAGUUCCACAUCCCCACCGUGGGCCGGCAGCACGGAGGGAACUACAGCUGCAGCUACCGGCCCCGAUCAGAGCCCUUCAACUCCUCGGACCCCAGCGACCCCGUGCAGCUGAUGGUAGCAGGCGAAUCGGGACCUCUGGCACCUCCGUGUCUGACCAUCCACAUCAUCGCCGGGGCGAGUGCGGCAGCCGCCGGCCUCCUCCUCCUGGUGGCCUUCCUCUGCUUCCGAAAAACCCGAGCCAGAAAAGGAGCUGCACGGAGAUCGAGCAGCACCAGCCGUAUGGGGACAUUAAAGGCAUCGGCUCAGCAAGACCCCAUCUACGACUCUAUCGACGAGGGAAAAGAGCCACAGACCCUGGGGGAAAGCUGCCCCUGAGUCUGCCCAGCCCAGCGUGUACGCCGCGAUCAACAUGACCCGGGGGGCCCCGCAGUGAGAGCCCCCUGCAGCCAUGGGGCACCUGGCCCCAGGGGGCGACAGACUCACCCCCCUUGCAGCGCCAGUCCCAGAGAACUCUGCUUCUAAGAAGCUUUAGGGGAGAUGCUGCCCUCCCCCCACUGCUGCCCCGUCCCAUUGAGCUGCUGGCCCCCUGCCCCCUCCAGACCCACAUGUAGGGCCGGUGUGGGGGGCUUAGCACCGGGAGGGGGAGAGGAUGUGCCGAGGCUGUCUAUGUUAUUUUGCAUCCUGUUAAUCUCCAGCUUUGUAAUAAACACAGAACCACAAACCA